Messenger RNA from Macrosteles quadrilineatus (aster leafhopper), 1199 nucleotides. RefSeq names its product prefoldin subunit 1-like. Gene Ontology annotation, cellular component: cytoplasm; prefoldin complex. Bases 117 to 500 code for a protein of 127 amino acids. Lineage: Eukaryota; Metazoa; Arthropoda; Insecta; Hemiptera; Cicadellidae. The transcript has 4 exons. Gene Ontology annotation, molecular function: protein folding chaperone. The record is from RefSeq and is a predicted model, not a curated record. Gene Ontology annotation, biological process: protein folding.
UCAGCCAUAGAGCCAUUGUGUGUGUAUUUUUGGAGUAGACAGCUUCCUUGAAAUUUAUAAAUUGUGAUUAUUGUGAAUAAUUUACAACAAUCUGAAGAGUUUUCGAUUAACAAGUAAUGUCAAAGACGGUGGACCUCGAACUGAAAAAGGCAUUCACUGAACUUCAGCAAAAGAUGAUCGAAACCACAACAAAACUACAGCUGGCAGAUAUCCAGAUUGAUGGUCUAAAGCGCCAGAAGCACCAUGCAGAAUUGACGGCCCAAGAAAUUAAGACUCUAUCCCCCGAAACAAAAACGUAUGAAAGUGUAGGAAGAAUGUUUGUACUGACAGAAAUUCCAGUUGUUUGCAAAAACUUGCAUGAAAAAAUCAGUACAUGUGAUGAGAAAAUAAAGUCUCUUGAGAGCAACAAGGGCUAUUUAGAGCGAAGUUUGAAAGAUAGCAAGAACAACUUGAGAGAAAUGGUUCAACAGCGCAAAGAGGCUCCUCAGGAAGCCACAUAACUAAUAUUAUAAAUAGUUUGAGGUUAACAAUGUAACAAAGAGCUCAAGGGCAUAAUUUUUUAGGAUUUUUAGUGAGGAUAGCAGGCUUACCUGAUUGGGAAAGAGUCUAAAUGACAUAAGAGAACAAAACUUUACCCUAUGAACACAAAACAUUAGAUAUUUCAAUGUCACUGACACUUUUCAACUAAGGAAGAGAGAGAGAUAUAUUAUAUUAUAGUGUACUUUUUGGCAACAUUGUUGCAAUAACUUCCUGGUCACCAUUAGGCCUCUUUCUUCUUUAGUUGAAAAUGCUGUCAGUGACAGUGAAAUAUUCUAAUGUUUUGUGUUUAUAGUGUAAAGAUGUGUCUUUCUUGUGCCAGUUUGUACAGUUUUCUAUUCAGGUAAGCCUGCUAUCCUCAUUACUAAUCCUAAUAUUAUAAAUUACUAAUCCCUCCUUUAGAAAUAUUUAUUUAUUAAUAAAUUUGUUAACACAACUUUAUGAUAUUUUGUACUGUUUAUUGAAAUUAAACAUUUGCAGUAAAAUACUACAGUUUAGUUUAUAAUUUUAGCAUGAGAAUGUCUUAACCUGAGAAUGAGGACUUAAUUUUGUUCGGUUUAAUUUAUUAACUUAACAUAAUAUCAAUCACCUAUUUAACCUUUCAACACAUUACAUACAGUAAUAUUGUAUAAAAAAAGUAUAAAAUUAAAUGUAUCAUCAAA